Messenger RNA from Mytilinidion resinicola, 1137 nucleotides. RefSeq lists its product as uncharacterized. Lineage: Eukaryota; Fungi; Ascomycota; Dothideomycetes; Mytilinidiales; Mytilinidiaceae. The record is from RefSeq and is a predicted model, not a curated record. The coding region runs from base 1 to 1137 and encodes 378 amino acids. The transcript has a single exon.
AUGGCCUCGUCUCGUUUCGAAGUUUCCAACGAUGCGAGGUCCUCGAUCUCAAGGUUGGGUCCAGAUCCACAGUCGACACCUACAUUUUGCCAGACUGACAAAGAUCUAGGUCUCCAGGAUGAGGACGACUUGCUAAAACUCAUGAUGGAGGAACGAGUUUCUGGCCCUGAUCAAGAGGAGAGCUCCAGGUUCCCUGAUGCGCACGCCAUCUUUAGAGACUUUUGUCUACCACACCAAUCUACCGCAAAAGACGCGAAAGGACCAAAUCUCAGCGAUGUGCUCGCUCAAGUGGAGUAUGGGUUCGGUCGCCGAGAGGUUAAGCGAAAGUUGUCAUCUCCACUGUGGGGUUGCGACACCAAGGACGAAUAUCGAUAUUAUGAUGAGGUCUCCCACUACGCUCGUUUCAUCUAUUUGAUAAUACUCGAAUGGGACAAGAACCUGCAAGUACGAUGUUCAGAUCGAUCGCGCCGUCCUUGGGCUCGGCGGUCUACGCAAGAGCGCGUGAUCGUGGUCAAAGAUCUGUACCGUCUCGUUCAAUGUAUCCGGCAGCACUGCUGCGAUCCAAGCCAACCGCAUCCUAUCAUCCAGGCGUUAGAUCAAGCACGGCCAAAGAUCAAUAUAAUUCCUCCAAUCGACUAUGAGCCGACAUGCUUUGAGCAAAUGUUGCAGCUUCUGCCAUUGAAAAGAUCGUUGCUCCGUUUUGUCGCAGCCGUUUUUAGGGAUCCAGCGUUCAUCCACACCUACAUGAACUUCCGGGACGAAUGCUUAGAUGGUGUUGCCUAUUUGCACCUUCACUAUACCAAAGCUGACGGGCCACGCGCGGACGAUGUUGUGAACGAAGUGCUUUCGCACAUAGACUCUACCAUCGGCAAACGUCCAAUCAGUCAAAAGUACAGCAGUGCAACAACCGAUCAAAGGAAAGAUUGGACCGUCUUAGAGCACUACAGCUACAUUGUCUUUCAGUUUGCCGCUUCAUGGCGAACUAGAUGGAACAACUUUAUGGUCUGGCCAGAAGACGAUGCGGAUUCGGACAAGAGUCUCCGUCGGCUUAUCUUGAUCAAGCUACUGUUCCUAGUGCGAUGCAUAAAGAAUCAGCACCACAGCACAAGACAGACAAGUAUCAUGCAGAGGCUGUAG